Messenger RNA from Solanum dulcamara, 1088 nucleotides. Its product is annotated as GDP-mannose transporter GONST1-like. The record is from RefSeq and is a predicted model, not a curated record. Gene Ontology annotation, cellular component: Golgi apparatus. Bases 6 to 1016 code for a protein of 336 amino acids. Gene Ontology annotation, molecular function: antiporter activity; GDP-mannose transmembrane transporter activity. The transcript has 8 exons. Lineage: Eukaryota; Viridiplantae; Streptophyta; Magnoliopsida; Solanales; Solanaceae.
UUUCCAUGAAGGUUUUAAACAGAAUCGACGAUGUGGAAAAUGGAAAGUUGGAGAUCAAAGAGAAGUCAAUAUGCAAUAAUAUGUUCAUCACUGUACACAACAAGGCGUUGCUAUCGGGAAUUGCAUAUUGUAUUUCUUCAUGUAGCAUGAUAUUAGUUAACAAAUACGUCCUUUCGAGCUAUAGCUUUAAUGCAGGGAUAUCCUUGAUGCUCUAUCAGAAUUUUGUCUCGGUUGUGGUGGUUUCUAUAUUGAGCUUCUUUGGUGUAAUUUCAAUGGAACCACUCACGUUGAGACUGAUCAAAGUCUGGUUACCUGUUAAUGUUAUAUUUGUUGGAAUGCUUAUAACAAGCAUGUUCAGUUUGAAGUACCUAAAUGUUGCUAUGGUCACUGUCCUGAAGAAUGUUACUAAUGUGAUUACUGCUGUUGGUGAAAUGUAUAUAUUCAACAAACGCCAUGAUAGUCGAGUGUGGACUGCUCUUUUUCUAAUGAUUGUUUCAGCAGUUGCCGGAGGAAUUACAGACCUUUCUUUUCAUGCUACUGGUUAUACCUGGCAGAUAAUCAAUUGUUUCUUGACAGCAUCAUAUUCUUUGACUCUACGUAGAAUCAUGGACACUGCUAAGCAAGUGACGAAAUCAGGGAACCUAGAUGAAUUCUCAAUGGUUCUGCUAAAUAAUACCCUUUCACUGCCUUUAGGCCUUCUCCUUGUAUUAUUGUUCAAUGAAGUCGAUUAUCUCUCCACGACACCACUAUUACAAUUGCCAACAUUCUGGAUUGUGACAACAUUAAGUGGAUUUUUGGGCUUAGCUAUUAGCUUCACAUCAAUGUGGUUUCUUCAUCAAACAAGUGCAACAACAUAUAGUCUUGUGGGAUCACUAAAUAAGAUACCUCUCUCUGUUGCUGGUAUUUUCCUUUUCAAUGUCCCAACUAGUCUUGACAACACUGCCAGUAUAUUUUUUGGUCUCUUGGCUGGAGUAUUUUUCGCCCGAGCAAAGAUGCAGGAGAAAUCUCAAUCCUAAAACGACAACAACAUAUCUAGUGUAAUUUCAUAAGUGAUGUCAAAAGAGAGGGUGGUGUGUACACAACUUUAU